Salvia splendens (bonfire salvia) is the source of this 1701-nucleotide messenger RNA. Its product is annotated as peptidyl-prolyl cis-trans isomerase FKBP53. Bases 1 to 1488 code for a protein of 495 amino acids. Gene Ontology annotation, molecular function: peptidyl-prolyl cis-trans isomerase activity. The record is from RefSeq and is a predicted model, not a curated record. Lineage: Eukaryota; Viridiplantae; Streptophyta; Magnoliopsida; Lamiales; Lamiaceae. The transcript has 10 exons.
AUGGUGGCCUUCAAAGGGAUUGAAGUAAAACCAGGAGAACCGUACAUUUUGUCUGAUGAGGAGAGAGGAAGGCUUCAUGUGACUCAGGCCACAUUAGGUUCAGGGGCAUCGACUAAGAAGAGCAUUUUACAGUGUGAAGUGGGAGAUAAAAAGCCAAUUUACCUGUGCUCCUUGUUGCCCGAUAGACUGGAGACAUGCCCGUUGAACCUCGAGUUUGAGGAAGACGAAAAAGUUACCUUCUCGAUCAUUGGUCCUCAGAGUGUGCAUCUCUGUGGUUUCUUUUAUGGUGAUGAAUCUGAUGAUGAGGAUGAAUCUGAUGAAGAUGGUUAUGGAUGCAAUCUCUAUGAGGGUGAUGCAAUGGGGAUUGGUUGUGAAGAUGAGGUAGGUUUUGACUAUGAUUCUGAAAAUGAGGACUAUUCUGAGGAUGACCUCUGCUGCGAGUACCCCCAGUCACCUGUUCGCAACAGUGGAGUGAAAAUUGAAGAGAGAGUGGAUGAAGGAAAGCCCAGUGAUGAGAAUGGCAUAUCUAAAAGAGGGAACAUCAUUUUAGGUCAACGAACUUUGCCAAAGUAUCAUUUUAGGUCCGUGAACUUUGAAAAUCUUAUUUUAGGUCCGUUUGUCAAAGUUCGUAGACCUAAAAUGAUGUUCCCUCUAUCUAAAAAAGCGAAGAAGAAGAAGAAGAAAACUGUUGGAAAUGAAAACGUCAACAGCCAGACUGUUCCUAAGGCUGGAACUAGUGUUUCCGUCCUUGAAAGUGAAGAUGAAGAUGGUUUUCCUGUACAUGCAUGUGAUAAAAAAUCUGAAGCAAACCUAGAAAAAACUGCACAUGAAAGUAGUCCUAAGAAAUCCCAGAACAAGAUUGAAAAAGCUGAUGCUAACUUGAAAAGAAAGAGUGGUGCUGGAGACCAAGAUGAACAACCUGCAAGCGAAAUUGAACCACACAGUUCUUCUGCCCAACCUGACACCACCCAAACUAAAAAACAAAACAAGAACAAGAAGAAAAAGGUAGUAGAGAAAUUAGACAGUUCCCUGGAAAAUAGAAAACAAAGCAAAGUCCAAGAAAAUGCACAGAUUCCGAGUGCAGGAAAAGUAGUAGAUAAAAAUGAAACUGAGUUGGAGAAACAAGAGAAUGGAGGAGCAUCGAAAUCACUACAAGUGAGGACAUUCUCGAAUGGUCUGGUAAUUGAGGAGUUGGCAAUGGGUAGGCCUAAUGGAAAAAGAGCUUCUCCAGGGAAAAAGGUUAGUGUCCAUUACAUUGGCAAGCUGCAGAAAAAUGGAAAAAUCUUUGAUUCAAACGUCAGAAAAUUUGUUAGUAUUGGCCUAGUUAUUAAGGGAUGGGAUGUUGGUGUAAAUGCACGCAUGCGCGUUGGGGACAAAAGGAGACUUACAAUCCCUCCAGCUAUGGGCUAUGGUCCCAAAGGAUGUCCUCCAGCAAUACCUCACAACUCCUGGCUGGUGUUUGAUGUGGAGCUGGUAGAUGCCAACUAAGCAACUCUACCUUGUAACAUUAAUUUUUGUGCACCACCAUAUCAUUAAAUUUUAUUCUUUCACCUAUGUCUUGUAUUUAUGGUGUAUCCCAAGAUUUGUAUUGGCUGCUAAGAGUGGCACUGGCAGUAUUCCAGAGGGCCAAACUUAUUUUGCGAAUGAUAUUUUGAAUUUAGGGAUUAAUUUUGAAUAAUAAUCUAUUUCUUGGCAUUGGCA